AUGACAAAAAUUUCCAUGAUAGGAAGCGGACAAAUUGGAACCAUCGUGGGCCAAUUGAUCUUGAUGGAAAAUAUUGGAGACAUUGUUCUUUACGACGUAAUGCAAGGUGUGCCACAGGGGAAGAGUCUCGAUUUGAAGCACUUUAGCACCAUCGUAGGAGUAAACAAAAAAAUAGUGGGUACCAAUAACGUAGAGGAUAUCAAGGACUCCGAUGUAAUUGUCAUCACAGCAGGUGUGCAAAGGAAAGAAGGCAUGACCAGAGAAGAUUUAAUUGGAAUAAAUGGAAAAAUUAUGAAGAGCGUCGCUGAGUCAGUAAAGUUAUACAGUCCAAAUGCCUUCGUUAUAUGUGUUAGUAAUCCCCUUGAUAUUAUGGUAAAUGUUUUUCAUAAAUAUAGUGGACUUCCUUAUGAGAAAAUUUGCGGAAUGGCUGGGAUUUUGGAUACUUCUCGUUUUAGAUCUCUCUUAGGAGAAAAGCUAAAUGUCGCUCCGGAGAAUGUGAAUCUGGUUCUGUUGGGAGGACAUGGAGAUCUCAUGGUCCCUUUGAAGAGAUACUGCUCCGUUUCAGGUAUCCCCUUAUCAGACUUUAUAGAAAAAAAACUCAUAACGAAUGAAGAAAUUAAUGAUAUUAUUAAAAAGACCAGAGAUAUGGGUGCAGAAAUUAUUAAGCUCUCUAAAUCGUCUGCCACCUUUUCCCCCGCUGCUGCUAUCGUGAAGAUGAUUAAAUCCUAUUUGUACAAUGAGAGCCAGUUGUACACUUGUGCUGUUUACCUGAAUGGUCUUUACAACUGCUCUAACUUGUAUGUUGGAUCUACAGCCAUUAUCAAUAGCAGUGGUGCCAAGGCAAUCGAGUUUGCGCUUACUAAGGAGGAGCAGGAGCUCUACGACAAGUCUAUUUCCUUUGUUCACGAACACACACAGAAGGCCUUUGCGCUCAUCAACUGA
This is a messenger RNA of Plasmodium knowlesi strain H, 942 nucleotides long. RefSeq names its product malate dehydrogenase, putative. Lineage: Eukaryota; Apicomplexa; Aconoidasida; Haemosporida; Plasmodiidae. The record is from RefSeq and is a predicted model, not a curated record. Gene Ontology annotation, biological process: carboxylic acid metabolic process. Bases 1 to 942 code for a protein of 313 amino acids. The transcript has a single exon. Gene Ontology annotation, molecular function: oxidoreductase activity, acting on the CH-OH group of donors, NAD or NADP as acceptor.